This is a messenger RNA of Aspergillus calidoustus, 1562 nucleotides long. Lineage: Eukaryota; Fungi; Ascomycota; Eurotiomycetes; Eurotiales; Aspergillaceae. The record is from the annotation of a GenBank genome assembly.
CUUCCGACUACGGUGAUAGUGAAUGCUUCCCAACAAGGCAAAGGUGAAGCUGAUGCGUGUCUAUCCCCUAUAUAAUCUGCUGUUUUCCUGCUCUCUUCCUCUUCUCUCCUUUUCCUAUCCACACCAUUUGGUUGUUUCGAUUGCUAGUACCGUACUCGUCUACGCUGCGCUAUAUCGUACCCCAUUGGUGUUUAUCUUCUGCUUCUUUCUUCCGUACCCUCUAUCUUCUUUUUUGACCAGAAUCGCGAUGCUUCCACCAGCUCCCCUUUCUUGGGUGCGCCCUCCAGUGGAUCCGAAUUCGAUCCUCGCCCGGGUUCAGGCACGGCUAGUCUCGCGCUUGACCUUGCAGCCUCGUGCCUCGACCCCCGCCAACCUCGAUCCUCCUGUCCGCUCUUUCUUGCCAUCCCUGCCCCGCCGGGAGCGCGUCCGCUACCUUCACACUCGUUCCACCGCGCCAACUUCUCUUCUUUCCUUCAAUCGCACCCCCGCUCCAACUGCUCGGCCCUCCUUCACUCGCAAUGCCGUUCCCACUUACCGUCCUUCUUUCCUUCGCGACGCCAUCGUCGAACAGCGACGCCUUGCCUCCAACAAGCCUGCUGCUCCAACUGGUGUCGUUCGCAAGAACAAGCCAGGGAAGAGCGUUCGCUUUGCGGAGGAAGUCACCGUCCGCCCCGUCACCCGUUGGAUCAACGAACCGGUCAAGCACGUUCAUUUUGCCCCCACGGUGGAAGUUAUCCCUGUCAGUCGUUGGAUCAAUGCCCCCACCAAGAGCGUCUCCUUCAGCUCUCUCAAGACCGUGAUCCCCGUCACUCGUUGGAUUGAUCGCCGAGAGCACGUCUCUCGAAUCCCCGUUCUCCGCACCAGGUUUCGAGCCACACAUGCGUUGUCGAACGCACAAAUCGACACAACUCGCAAGGUCUCUGAUAGCAGGGCCAAGCCUGUUAAACACGUUCAUUUCGGCGAGACCACCACUCACACUGUCACUCGUUGGAUCGAACCUGCCGUACACGUUUCAUGUCUACCCCUCCGCAGCAGGAACUAUCGCCUUACAGGCUGGUCAGUCAUUCCCUUCUCCAAGCCCGACAAGUCCGGCGAAGAGGCCCGAUACGUUGCCUCUUGGAGCUUCCGCUCCUACGCAACGUUGCCCAAACACGCCUCUAAGCCCGGAAACCAUGGCCAUGCCCCGGCUCAUUCAGUGUCUCGGCUGGUAUCUCGGCCAGACAUCUUGAAUGAGAUCCCAACAUGGUCUUCCAGCUCUGGCUUCACACGCAGGAGGCAAUUCGCCAGCGGGGAUACUCCAUGCUACAAUCAUGGACUCCCAACUGCUUAUUCUUUCGUUAAAGCCCUCCCAUGACCCUCGUUUUCGUUCGACCAGCCGAUCCGCCCUUUUCUUUCUUUUCUUUCCUGCCACAACCGGACUGUAUCAAUACCACCCUUCGCCUAUCAACAAUUAGGUUGGUGUUCGUCCUGCUGAGUAUUGGUGGUGCAUUUCUGCCACGAAACAGAUGAGCUACUCACACUUUGGCUCUAGAAUGCGACUGACCUUUGCAAACCGGAGGAGG